Molecule: messenger RNA, 1223 nt
Organism: Cuscuta campestris
Lineage: Eukaryota; Viridiplantae; Streptophyta; Magnoliopsida; Solanales; Convolvulaceae
Source: the annotation of a GenBank genome assembly
AAUAAUCUGAAGGAAUUUCCUUACUAUAUAUAUAUAUAUAUUCAUCCAUCACUUUGCUUGCUUUAUGCCAAUGGAUUGCUCCAAUACACAUAUGAUGAAAGGUACAACAAGUGGAGGCUCAGAAGAAGGAGAAUCAUCAAACAGCUGCAGUCGUCCCAACCGCUUCCUCGAACUUCCCGAGGAUGUGAUUCGCGACAUCCUUCGUCGAUUGGGUGUUGAAGACGUUCUGGAAAAUGCACAACGAGUGUGUUCUUCCUGGCGAAAAAUGUGCAGAGACGACCCUUCCAUGUGGCGUGUCAUUGACAUGAAACGUCUGGGUGGGGAGGACGAAUGCCUCGAAGUCAUGUGUGCUGAGGCAGUAGAUCGCAGCCAAGGACAACUCACUGAAAUCCACAUUGAUCAUUUCGCUACUGACGAAUUGCUCCUCUACAUCUCCGAAAGAUCAAGGCAGCUAAGAUGUGUUCGAAUUAGGAAUUGCUCUGGAGUUGGAGAUGGUGGGUUGAUUGCACUGGCCAAAAAAUGUCCUCUCCUGGAAGAGAUGCACCUUGCCGAACUCUCAGACGUUCACAACUGCAUUGAACCUAUCGGCCACUCCUGCCCCAACUUGACUUGGUUCACGUUGAGUUACUGCCACAGUUUUCGAGACCGUGACUACAGGGGCGAGGAUUUCGAAGCGCUGGCGAUUGCGAAGAGCAUGCCCGGUUUGCGCCACCUUGGAGUCGUGGGAAAUGGCAUGACAAAUGAGGGCCUGGAAGCCAUUCUUGACGGGUGCCCGAGUCUCGAGUCCCUCGAUAUUCGGAAAUGUAACAACGUGGACCUGCUGCUUGGAGAGAUGGGUGAUAGAAUUGCUCGGAAAAUGAAGUGUUUCAAACGCCCGGAUGAUCGAAUGGAACGGUGUGAAUGGGAAGCUGGUUUGUGUAUUUAUCAUUUUGAUUCUGAGGAUUAUGAUGAGGAAGAUCAGUACGAUGAGCAGGGCCAGGGAGGAGCCUACUUCGACAGCUUCGGCUACUCCAGUGAUGGGUGGUAAUUCAAAUUAUUCAAAUUACCACUAAAUAUUUGAUGGAUUAGAGAUUUUACCUUAUCCAAUAUUAUUUGAACAGUACAAGUAAGCUCACUUUUAUCUAAUCCAAGAUAUAAAGCAGAUAAAUUGUUCAAGACGGAACCAGAGACAUGAAUACGAAGAAUAUAUAAUUUGAUGAGAUGUAUAAAUAUUUAUAGGGGCC